CCCAUCCCUCCCCUCUUCCUCCCAAGUCCGAACCAAACGAUCUUGAGCUUAAACUCAUCUUCGGGACAAAAAGAAUCAAAAGUCAAUAGUAAAUGGAGAUCGAAGUGAAGCUCCGAUUACCGGACGCCGAUUCACACGGAAAGCUCCUUUCGAUCCUCGCCCCGUUCCACAUUCAAACGCACCACCAGCGCAACACCUUCUUCGACGGGGCGGCUGCUGAGCUCAGCUCGCGGCGCGCCGUUCUCCGCCUCCGCUUCUACGAGCAAUCCCAAACCCCUAGAUGCGUAGUCUCGCUCAAGGAGAAGGCGGAAUUAGUCGGCGGCGUGAGCAGAGUGGAGGAAGACGAGGAGGAUCUCGACCCGGGAACCGGGUACGGUUGCGUAGAGGAUCCGAGGAAGCUCUCCGAAGUGGAUUCCAGGAUUCUGAGGAGAGUAAAGCAGGAAUUCGCAAUUGGGGAAUUAGGGUUUGUGGGGUUAGGAGGGUUCAUGAAUGUCCGGAAUGUGUAUGAUUGGAGAGGUGUGAAGCUUGAAGUGGACGAGACUGUGUACCGUUUCGGCACUCUGUACGAGAUUGAAUGCGAGAGCUCUGAACCUGACCGAGUGAAGGGGAUGAUUGAGGAGUUCUUGAAGGAGAAGGGAAUUGAAUACUCUUAUUCUGAGAAGUCCAAGUUUGCAGCAUUCAGGGAGGGGAAGUUGCCAUUGUAAGUGACUUUCAAGAAUUCAUCUUAUUAUCAUAACAUCAUAUACAACAAUAAGUUUUUGAAUUGUGAACAUUCAUGCUUCUUCUUUAGAUAUAUAUAUUCAAUACAAGUACAUUGUUGUGCUCAUAGGGAAUGUGCUUGAUGCUACAAUUUGUGUUCCGUGGGUUCGGAUUUAAUUGAUCAUUUGUUUCAAAACCACAAAUUUAAAUCCACAUUCGCUUGUAUGAGAUUUAUGAUCACAAAGUAUUAAAUAUAGAAAUGAAGAACCCAAUGCUUA
Molecule: messenger RNA, 977 nt
Organism: Cuscuta campestris
Lineage: Eukaryota; Viridiplantae; Streptophyta; Magnoliopsida; Solanales; Convolvulaceae
Source: the annotation of a GenBank genome assembly